This is a messenger RNA of Bubalus bubalis (water buffalo), 3103 nucleotides long. RefSeq names its product TAFA chemokine like family member 4 (gene TAFA4). The transcript is spliced from 4 exons. The coding region runs from base 1328 to 1714 and encodes 128 amino acids. The record is from RefSeq and is a predicted model, not a curated record. Gene Ontology annotation, biological process: macrophage chemotaxis; phagocytosis. NCBI's taxonomy places the organism in Eukaryota, Metazoa, Chordata, Mammalia, Artiodactyla, Bovidae. Gene Ontology annotation, molecular function: receptor ligand activity.
UAAGAUUUCAGUAGUGCAGGGAGUUUCCUGGUGGUCCAGCAGUUGAGUCUGAGCUUCCUCUGUAGGGUACAUGGGGUCUAUCCCUAGUCUGGGAACUAAGAUCCCACAUACUGUGCAGCGCAGCCAAAGAGAAAGAAAGAUUUUAGUAGUGCCAAGCAUGCUCCAAGACUUCUGAACUUAAACUUACAGCAGCAGUAGUAGUAUAACUCCCUUUCCCCCACACCCUCAUCAGCUCUGGGUGCUAUCAGGUCUUACUGAUGUGUGAAUAUGGUAAUGAAACCUACUGUCAGAUUGUUUUGACUUGCAGCUCUUUGACUACAGAUUCUGUGCUGCGGGACUACUUGUUUUCCUUGUGCUAUCCUAUCCGUUAUCUGUUUUUGUCUUGGCUGUAUUGUUUACUUGUCGAUUUGUGAGAGUUCUUUAUAAAUUGAGGACACCAAGUACCUGGACUAUCAUUUCCUUGUUUCUUCCUGCUUUUUCUUUGCCCACGGUUCUCGCGAGGCUGUGUGUUCUAGUUGGCUGUGUGUGUUUAUGUGUAUGAGAGAGAGAGAGAGAUGAGGAGGGAAAUGGCGAAGGGAUGCAGGUGUUGUAAAUGUCUCUAAUGACCUCACAGCGGCCACGUGGAUUUUCUUCCCAUUAUUGUGCUCACCUGAUGACAAAGUCAAGGGUCAGACUUGAGAAACUCUGGUCAGGUGUCUUUGAGUGUAUCUGAAACAGCCUGAGAGUAGGAGCAGGCUGUAGAGAGUUAACUGCAGAAGACAGUGUACUGUGUCCAAAAGGACUCCUGACACCGUCCCAAGAGCUUUGUGGUUUGUGCUGGCCAAUUAAAGAAACUGUGGCCCUAGGAAACCCUAGUUGGAAGCUUACUGGAUGCUUUUAAUGGCUCAAAUUAGAACCACUUGUAAAAUAAACAAGGAGAUAUUUUCCAAUCCCAUCUUCACUCAUCCGUCUAAGACAGAGCCAGAGGGGAAGAAGAUGGGACCCCAUCCCUGAUUUGGGCUGAUCAGAUCAGGUGUUAGGUGUGCGCUGAAGUUCACUUUAGUUCAAGUGUUAGAAAACAAAAAUGCACCCAAUUUUCGCAGAACAGGGAGUGGGAAACUUUCUUUAAGGCAUUGAUCAUCUUCCACUCGAGAACAGAGGUAGUAUCUUUAAGGAAUUAGAAAACACAAACGGCCACCUUUGUUGUUUUUUAAAAUUCCACCUGACACAGUGAUUGAGUAGGAGACCUUGGGGUCGCGAAGAGGCAGACGCGACUUAACUGAACAACAACAGAGGAGACCGUGUGGGCGUCUGUAGCCCCGAACCACAGAAGAGGUGCCUGCGGCCAAUGGGUCACCACCAGAUCAAGCAAGGGACCUGUGAGGUGGUUGCAGUGCACAGGUGCUGCAACAAGAACCGCAUAGAGGAGCGAUCCCAGACGGUCAAGUGUUCUUGCUUCCCAGGACAGGUUGCUGGCACGACUCGGGCUCAGCCCUCUUGUGUUGAAGCUUCCAUCGUGAUUCAGAAAUGGUGGUGUCACAUGGAUCCUUGUUUGGAAGGAGAGGACUGCCGAGUGCUGCCCGAUUACUCAGGUAACACGGUAGCAAAGAGAGAGGUGCCUCCACGCUGGAGGAGGGACGGGCGGCAGCGCUCUCCUGUUGAGACUGCAGUCCUGGACUCUGCGGGAAAUUGUCUUAGAUUUUACCCAUGCCACAUGGGCAUAUCUGUGCUAUGAAUGGCGGUGUUUACUUAACUGUUCCAGCUCUCACUGCCUUGUGACUUGACUACAGUGGGUUAUAACCAUGGGCUGCCACGCACCCAGCGGACAGCCUACCUGGAUUCCUAAGGAACAUACCUCCAAGAGACUCUGGACCAACAAACUGGAAGCUGGAAAAAUGGAUCAUCACUGAAUGAAGAAGGCUGUUUCUGCAGCUUCUUUCUGCAUUUACACAGGAGCACGGACCUGUUUCUGAGGAUCCUCAUUAUCUUCCUCCUGUGAACUUUUCCUUCAGCCCUGUGUUGGUCAUUUGAAAGGGUCCAAAUAACAAAACAUUUUGGCAGAACAUUUUUUUUUUUGCAGAUGUAGAUCGAUGAACUCUGAUUAAUUGGUGAUGAAAAUUUAUUUUAUAAACCUUGAGGAAUAGAAGGACUCAUGUUGGGGUUACUGUGUGUGCAUUUGUUUCAGUUUUAAAGUCUCUGCAUUGUAAGGUCCUUUGGCAGGUCAGCAGAAAUAAAAUGCUCCCGUUGUAACUUCUGUGCCAUUUCACCCAGUGCUAAGGAAGUGUAUCAACCCCAAUAGUUUAUAACCAAAGCCCUCUCAUGACUGACAGAUACACAACAGAAAGGAGGACCCGCUGGGAUUUCUAUGCUUAAGUGUAGGCAGAGAGGUAAAUCAUUGAAAAUAUAGAACACUUUCUGUUUAGACCAAGGGUGAUUUCUUAGAUCCAGUUUAUGUCAAUCAAACUGUUUUGCUAACUCUGAGACAAAAGUCAUUAACGGCAGAAUUUUUAGACUCUGAGUUAGCCCUACGCCUUCCCUCCUUAUUUAUUAGUUAUCUUAUUUUUUAAAUGUAAGUAAAAUCUGAGUCAUUUUUUUUCUUGGUUAAAUGACUUUGCAGCAGCUGUGUCUCCACAUAUUCUCAGACGCUGUCAUGCAGAAAUGUAUUACAGACAACAAGUGACCCAGAUUUGAAAUGCAUAAUGUUAUUAAAUAGAUACCACUAUAAUAAUAUGGAAUAAAUUUUAUAUGUUAAGACAUGCCAAAAACAUAUUUUCUGCACUGAUUAUCCCUGUCCUGUCACAAUUAUGGGAGAAAAUAUUAUUAUUGUAUUGUUUGUAAUGAUAACAGUUACGUGUCUUCGAUUUUAUUCUUGCAGAAGGAAUGGAGAAAGGCGAUAGCUACUUGUUUGCUAAAUUUUGUUUGAAUCUGAUUGACUAAAUGCUUACCAGAAUUGUUACUCUCAUAUUAGUAAGUAAAAAAUUAGUUUCACUGAUGGUAUUUGGUGUACACACUUUUGUGACUGUUUUAUUCCAUAAGACUUGGUGUUAACAUUCUUAGGCUUGCAAAUUUUUAUUAUCAAUGUGAAAACUUUACAUAAACUUUAAUGUUACUAUAUGGCAAUUUA